Messenger RNA from Pleuronectes platessa (European plaice), 7115 nucleotides. Its product is annotated as sodium- and chloride-dependent GABA transporter 2. NCBI's taxonomy places the organism in Eukaryota, Metazoa, Chordata, Actinopteri, Pleuronectiformes, Pleuronectidae. Gene Ontology annotation, biological process: sodium ion transmembrane transport. Bases 1316 to 3100 code for a protein of 594 amino acids. The record is from RefSeq and is a predicted model, not a curated record. The transcript is spliced from 15 exons. Gene Ontology annotation, cellular component: membrane.
AUUGGUCCAAUAAUCAAAUCAGAAGCACUGACAAAAUAUUUACCACUGGGCUCAGCUUUACCCAUCAGUGGUUGGGAGGGAUAAAAACAAAUGUGCCCAGCAGCAGAGGAGACCAACAACUAUUCCCUCCACUGCCAAGUACCAGCCUGUUACUCAAUGUGCGGUAAAGUAGAAAAAAAAUAUUAUUGAGAUAUUUUUGAAAAACCUAACUCGGCACAUAAUCUUGUAAAGUUUGGCCAAGUCAGUUAGUACAGAGAGGAAUGAGCUGUGCUGGACAUCAAUGCUAAGAACUGUUUCCACUUGUUACCCUCACUCCCGGAAACUUUCACUGAAGACUGUAUGUGAUUCACCCUGAUGGCUGACUGCAGUACAAUAGACCAUGUUUAAUCUCAAAGAUGUCAUUUUUUUGUCAUUUGAGGGAGUUGCAAUCACACUGAUGCAUGUUGAAGUGUUCUUUCUGUGAUUUGGUUUUAAUUAGUUACUCGAUGCUUUGAUGAUUGAUAGCUGAGACCGACCCGCAGGUGGUUAAGUGUUUGUAUCCCAGGACUUUGAUACUAUGGCUCCACACCACCAUCGCCUCUGUGCAGACAUAUUUUAACUUCAUUUACGUGUUUUUACAACAGGUGGACAUGGGGAUGCGUUGUGCUUCUUUAUACGGCCUUUAGUAUUUAUGUUCUGAGUUAGAUCAAUUGUGCUAACUUUAAUUUUGCCACCAAGAAAUCAGAAUGUCUUAGGUUUACACCUACAGUAAGUACUUGAGAAACGAGUUGUAUCCACAACAGUUUCAACUGUGCUUUGUGUUCAGUGCAAAUAAGCAAAUAUAUUGAACACGCUUAACCAAGAUGUUGGAUCUGAUGAGCAAUUUGGAUUAGAAUCAGCAUCUCAUCAUUAAAGUGGGAUGGCAUGCUAAAAUUUGCAUUUAGCCAUACAGCUUCACAGAGCUUUGUGCACUCCUUUCUGCUGCACAUAUACAGCAUUUUUGUGGCAUGCAAUAGAAAUAUGAAGUCCACCCACUAAUUAACAACAGCUUCUUCUAAUGCAACUGUCAUUGUGUUUUUCACUGUGGCUCAUCCUAUAGAACAAAUGGCCAAUGUUAUAAAGUUGUGGUUUUAAAACUUGACAAUACAAAGUUUAAUUUUGGUUGUUGUGUUUUUUCAUAGGUAACUGGGUAAAAAUGCUGUUUGGGCCUCAUUAAAGCUGCAGUUGACUACUGGAACUAAAGACAUCCCAACCGCAUCCACUAAUUUUGACUGUGCCAUUGGUUUCAUAUUAUGCAGCUCUAAAAAAUAUUACGGUGACACAUCCUGUAGUUGCGAUGGAUGAGGCCCACAGUUCAGAGGUCAAGUUCAGGCUGAACAAGGCUCCAGCUCAUCCUACGUCCAUCACCACAGCCAGAGGACAGUGGUCGAGUAAAAUUGAGUUCCUCUUGGCUGUUGCAGGACAAAUCAUUGGCCUGGGAAAUGUUUGGAGAUUUCCUUACCUGUGCUACAAAAAUGGCGGAGGUGUGUUCUUCAUCCCGUAUAUACUCUUCUUUAUUACCUGUGGCAUCCCCCUGUUUCUGCUGGAGACCUCUCUUGGCCAGUACACCAAACAGGGGGGUAUUACCUGCUGGAAGAAAAUCUGUCCCCUGUUUGAAGGGAUAGGUUAUGGCAGUCAUAUAGUUGUUUUGUACUCUAGCAUUUAUUACAUCGUCAUCCUGGCGUGGGCCUUCCUCUAUCUUUUCUCUUCCUUUAACUCUGAGCUUCCUUGGGCGAGUUGCAGAAACAUUUGGAACACAGAGACGUGUGUGGAGUUUGAUAGAAAAGCCGAUUCUUACAACUGGACUGUGCCAGAAAAUGCAACGUCACCUGUGAGAGAGUUUUGGGAGAGAAGAGUUUUGAAUCUCUCAGGAGACAUCAAUGAAUUGGGCAGCAUACGAUGGGAGUUAGCUCUGUGCCUUCUGUUGUCCUGGAUCAUCUGUUACUUCUGCAUCUGGAAGGGAGUGAAGUCCACGGGGAAGGUGGUUUACUUCACUGCUACGUUUCCAUAUUUGAUGAUGAUAGCGUUGCUCAUUCGUGGAGUCACGUUGCCUGGGGCCUUAGACGGGAUCAAAUACUACCUUUACCCAGAUCCUUCCCGCCUCGCUGAUCCACAGGUGUGGAUGGAUGCUGGCACGCAGAUAUUUUAUUCCUAUGCUAUUUGCAUCGGAUGUCUAAUUGCACUUGGCAGUUAUAAUAAGUACGACAAUAACUGCUACAAGGACUGUGUAUAUUUGUGCCUUCUGAACAGUGGGACCAGUUUUGUUGCAGGCUUUGCAAUCUUCUCUGCACUUGGAUUCAUGGCAUAUGAGCAAAACACACACAUAUCACUAGUGGCAGAGUCAGGUCCUGGCCUAGCGUUCAUUGCCUAUCCUCGAGCAGUUGCUAUGAUGCCUUUUCCUCAGCUCUGGGCAUUUUUCUUUUUCAUAAUGAUCAUCCUCCUGGGUCUGGACAGUGAGUUCGUAGGUCUGGAAGCGCUCGUCACAGGAAUUUCCGACAUAAAUCCGGCCUUUUUCCACGUUGGUCACCGACGCAAACUUCUUCUGCUUGCUAUCAGUGUUGUCAGUUUCUUGAUUGGCCUUGUGAUGGUGACAGACGGUGGACUGUACAUCUUCCAGUUGUUUGACUACUAUGCCUGCAGUGGGAUGACUCUGCUCCUCUUUGCCAUAUUGCAGUCUGUCACUGUUGGAUGGGUGUAUGGUGCAGACCGUUUUUUUGGAAACAUUGAGGACAUGAUUGGAUACAAGCCUCUGCCUCUGAUUAAGUACUGUUUGAAAUAUGUCACUCCAGUAGUCUGCCUGGGAACAUUUAUUUUCUCUUUAAUCAAAUACACUCCUUUGAAGUUCAACAACACCACCGAGUAUCCAUGGUGGGGUUAUGCUCUUGGCUGGUGGUUCACUCUCUCCUCUACACUCAUGGUUCCCAUCUGGAUGGUGUACAAUCUGUGCACAACUCCUGGUACACUACGACAGAGGAUCUCCAUCUUGUGUACUCCAGCUGACGACCUUCCUCUGUCCAUCUCAGAGAAAAAAGCUCUGGAACUGCUCGACUUGAGUUCCCCUCCUGACAGCGUUAUGUCCUAGUGAGAAGAGACAAACUGGAGCAGCUUCAAUCAACACUUUGAGAUUUAAGGGAAGGUUCCUCCUCUUUUUUCCUACUGAGAUCUUUACAUCUAUUCAUUUAGCAGAGAAGGCUGCAGAACAAAGUUCUGUCCUCUUCCUGAAGGGGCCAGCAGGACGUCCCAAGGUGAUGUUUCUGACAAGAGUACUGCCACUGCUCAGACAGGAAACAUAUGCAAUCACAAGUUUGUAUUCUUGUUAAUCAUUGUUACAUUAUUCUUAUUCUUAUAUUAGUAAGAUGGUCAGAAACAGAUAUCAGUGGUGGCAAAGGCCAAAAGACACACCCAUGUCCAAGUAUCACCCACAACAAGACACGCCCCUUUCAAGUAACGCUAUGAUGUAAUUGGAUGUUAACCCACUAAUUAGUGCGUGUUGAUGCUGUACGUCAGCAAGCUGUGAAUGAAAUACUGCGCCAGGCAAUAUAUGUAAAGAAGGAAGCUGUGGUGUGUUCGGAUAAAAACAUUUUAUAUUUACAUAAAUUUACAUCAAAAUUUAUAUAUAUGAUAUAUGUGAAGUACAACAAGGUCACUUACAUGAACUGAAUUGGUUUUGUGUUGGGAAAUAAUUAAUUGUCUUAAGGAACUGUAAAAUCCCCCAGGUGUCAAGGAUGGAUUUGAGGAAAAUCCAAUAGCGAGACCCUGGCUACAUCCUCUUUUCAUUUUCCUAUAGCAGUGGAACAAUACUAUACACUAAAUAGACAAAUCAAUUUAUAAGAUAAAAAUAGUUGAGUUAGGUGAAGAUGCACCGUUUACACAUUAGUAGCUUAUGAAAAGAGUGAAAUAAUAAAAUAUUACUGUUUUGUUAGUUUUAUGAAUAUAAUAAUGUUUUAAAUGGUAGAGUAUUAUUAGUGACUAAUGUAUGUAAUGCAGUCUGGUCUUCUGAGAGAUAUAUAUGGAAACCAUAUUGGCGUAGGGUCCAGCUGCCAAUGCAGUGUCUACAUACAGUGCCUUGCAUAAGUAUUCACCCCCCUUGGACUUUUUCCCAUUAUGUACUGUUACUAACUGGAAUUCAAAUAGACUUAAAUAAACUUUUUCCCGUUUGAUCAACAAAACAUGCAUAGUACUUUGGAGGUGCAAAAUAAAUUUUAUUGUGACACAAACAAUAAUGAGAACAAAAAAAGUUGACAUCUGUUGGGUGCAUAAGUAUUCACCCCCCUGUGUCAAUACUUGGUAGAACCCCCUUUCGCUGCAAUUACAGCUGCAAGUCUUUUGGGGUAUGUCUCUACCAGCUUUGCACAUCUAGAGAUGGAAAGGUUUGUCCAUUCUUCUGGGCAAAAAAGAUGAAGCUCAGUCAGAUUGGAUGGAGACCGUCUGUGAACCGCAAUCUUCAAGUCUUGCCAUAGAUUCUCUAUUGGAUUGAGGUCUGGGCUUUGACUGGGCCAUUUUAAGACAUUAACAUUCUUUAAUCCAAACCAUUCCUUUGUAGCUCUGGCUGUAUGUUUAGGGUCAUUGUCCUGCUGGAAGAUGAACCUCCGCCCCAGUCUCAAGUCUUUUGCAGACUGCAUCAGAUUUUCUUCAAGGAUUUCCCUGUAUUUGGCUCCAUCCAUCUUUCCCUCUAUUCUGACCAGUUUCCCUGUACCUGCUGAAGAGAAGCAUCCCCACAGCAUGAUGCUACCACCACCAUGUUUCACUGUUGGGAUGGUGUGCUCAGGGUGAUGGGCAGUGUUGGGUUUUCGCCACACAUAGCGUUUUGCAUUGAGGCCAAAAAGUUCAAUUUUGGUCUCAUCUGACCAGAGCACCUUGUUCCACAUGUUUGCUGUGUCUCCCACAUGGCUUCUGGCAAACUCCAAACGGGAUUUUUUAUGGAUCCCUUUCAACAAUGGCUUUCUUCUUGCCACUCUUCCAUAAAGGCCAGAUUUGUGGAGUAGACGACUAAUAGUUGUCCUGUGGACAGAUUCUCCCACCUCAGCUGUGGAUCUCUGCAACUCCUCCAGAGUAACCAUGGGCCUCCUGGUUGCUUCUCUGAUUAAUUUUCUCCUUGUCCGACUCUUCAGUUUGGGUGGACGGCCUCCUCUUGGUAGGUUUGCGGUUGUGCCAUAUUCUUUCCAUUUUCUUAUGAUGGAUUUUAUGGUGCUCAGAGAGAUGUUCAAAGCUCUGGAUAUUUUUUUAUAACCUAACCCUGCUUCAUAUUUCUCCACAACUUUAUCCCUGACCUGUUUGGUGAGCUCCUUGGUCUUCAUGAUGCUGUUUGUUCAGUAAUGAUCUCCAACAAACUCUGAGUCCGUCACAGAACAGGUGUAUUUAUACUGAGAUUAAAUUGCAGACAGGUGGACCCUAUUUACUAAUUAUGUGACUUGCAAAUGUGACUUGUGAAUGCAAUUGGUCGCACCAGAUCUUUGUUAGGGGUUUCACAGUAAAGGGGGUGAAUACAUAUGCACUCAACACUUUUCAGAUUUUUAUUUGUAAAUAAUUGUGAAAUCCAUGUAAUAUUUCCCCCCACUUCCAAAUGAUGCACUAUUUUGUGUUGGUCCAUUACAUAAACUCACGAUGAAAUAAAUUUUAAUCUGUGGUCAUACCAUGACAAAAUGUAGAAAAGUCCAAAGGGGGUGAAUACUUAUGCAAGGCACUGUAUACACACAUACUGCAAUUCCUGUAGUUCUUUUGUAUGAUUCAGAAACGUAGCAGACAUUCCCUCUGGGUCGCAGUCUGGAGACAGAGCCUUUGUGAUCAAAGCAGCGAGGUUAGCUGCUGUGAUGGUGCCUCAUUAAAAAAGCUCCUACUGUCACUGCAGAAAGGAACUCGAACCCUGGGCCGUCAGCAAAGGAAGUCGCUCCCUGUGAAACUUGAGAAACGGAAAAUCAACAGGAUUGGAGUCGACAUGUAGGGCUCACCCACCCAAGCACAGCCUGAGACAGUGGAUCAUAUUUACUGCUGGUGCCUUAACAUAACAGUAUCCACAAGUUGGCAGUAAAUGUCAGCCAGCUAGCGUUAAUGUAGUCUUGUGUAGCCAGAACCUUUCUUCAUACACAUGUACAGAUCAAACAUAAAACAAGACAGAUGAUUGCACACUUCACUUUUUAGCUGUUGAUUUACUGCUGCAUUUGAAUCUGGGCUCAUUCCAAAACUUUACCCGCUAAUUCAUAUUUUUUGUGUCACCAAUAUUUUGUAAACGUCACAUUUUUGUAACAUUUAUGGCAAACGUUGAUCCUUAAAUCCAUUUUUUUUUUAUUUCCUACACUGAAAAUGGUUGAUAAUGAGUGGGCUCGUGAUGAUGGAAGGAACCAAAUGUAAUAGAGAAACUCAGUGUUGGCGAUAACAGUCAGAACCACAGAGAUUAUAUUUUUAACAAGAGUUAAACAGAUUGUAUUUUUACCUUAGUUUUGAGCUUGCUUAAUUCUACUUUUUAUACAGAAUACUCAUUGAUGAAUUUUACAAGUUAAUGUUUGUAUAAUUUGUAUAGUAAACAGCAUGUCAUUGUUGAAAUAUGUGCCAAUAGUUUGCUGUGUAACACAAAGAUGCUCUAAUGUGACAUUAAGGAUCAAUCAAUAUAAUAUUUGAAUGUAUCCCUUACAGAAAUGUUUCUGCACUCUAUUAGAUUUUUUUUCUAUUUUUAACUUGAACAACCAGUUGUUGUUUUCAAUGUAAAAAAUCUUUGUGUGACUGACAAAUCAUUGGAUUGGUAGAUAAUUGGGCAUUAAUUAUGGGAUAUAAGGCGUAAUAAACAUUGUACUGUAAGCACAAUAAGUAUUUUCCGUGGAUGGGGCAAUCAGAUAUUGAUGUAAGUAUUACAGGCUUCAUUAACCUGGCAGAUUAUCAUCAUGGAUUUAUUUUCACCUAUCUGAUCAAACUGAAUGCUAGCAACAUGGUGAUGAAAUCAAAUAGUAAUUCAGGUCAAAUAACAUUAUCACAUUACUUUUUUUUAAUGAAUUCAUUAAUGUUAGGAUAACAGUUUGUUGUUUCUUGGGAGAAAGGUUGUUUCAUGAUAAAUUUGUAUGUAUAAAAUUGUUAAAAAAUAAAAUGUUGACUAAUAUUUACAAUAA